CCCAAACAGUAAAUCAGUAAGAACGUGUUAGUAACACUUUCCGCCACUAGAUGGCGGAAGUAGAACUACAGAGCAGAAACCACCGAAGAAGAAAGACUUCCAAGUGUGUAGAAGUGGACAGCUUCCUCCUCCUAAGGUCAAAGAUGCAGACUCCAGCACAGUCGAUCCUCCACAGCGGAUACUUCCACCCGACGCUCCGAUUUUGGCAGACGUGUGCGACCGAUCUCAGACCCGAGAAUCUGAUUUACCCCAUCUUCGUCACAGAUGAUGCUGAUGCAGUGGAGCCCAUCAACAGUCUGCCAGGUCAGGCCAGGUACGGCGUGAACAAGCUGGAGGGAAUGCUGAAGCCUCUUGUGGCGAAAGGCUUGAAAUGUGUGCUGAUCUUUGGGGUCCCGGCGAAAAUCGCUAAGGAUGACCGGGGCUCCGGCGCCGACACAGACGACACGCCGGCUGUUCUGGCGGUUAAAAAAAUCCGCUCCCUGUUUCCUGAGCUGCUGGUUUCCUGUGACGUCUGCUUGUGUCCGUACACCUCACAUGGGCACUGCGGCAUCCUGAACGAUGACGGCACUCUGAACAACGACGCCAGCUGUCUGAGGCUGGCAGAGGUAGCACUGGCCUACGCCAAGGCUGGUUGCCACAUCAUCGCUCCCUCUGACAUGAUGGAUGGAAGAGUCCGAGCCAUCAAGCAGUUUCUGCUCUCCAACGGUUUGGGAAACAAGGUGUCGGUGCUGAGCUACAGCGCAAAGUUUGCUUCGUGUUAUUACGGUCCUUUCCGGGACGCUGCACAGUCCAAGCCUGCGUUUGGGGACAGGCGCUGCUACCAGCUGCCCCCCGGAGCCAGAGGGCUGGCCCUCCGAGCUGUGGAACGGGACGUGAGGGAGGGGGCGGACAUGCUGAUGGUGAAGCCUGGCCUGCCGUACCUGGACAUCAUGAGGGAAGUCAAAGACAAGUUCCCUACCCACCCCCUCGCCGUGUACAACGUGUCCGGAGAGUUUGCCAUGAUGUGGCACGGAGCGAAGGCUGGCGCCUUUGACCUCCGAGCUGCUGUGAUGGAGGCCAUGACCGCCUUCCGGCGCGCAGGAGCCGACAUCAUCAUCACCUACUUCACGCCUGAGCUGCUCUCCUGGUUGAAUGAGUCCUGAAGACGGGCGGAUGGACGGAUGGGGGGGUGACCACCGACCCUGCAGACCUGCUAUUGACGGAGUUACUCUGAAAACAACCUUUGUGUUAGAAAUCCUAGAAGCAACGUUAGGUUUUCUGAUGAUUCACAGCUCGUAUUUCUAAAUGUCCUUUCCUGCAGAAGAUGGGAUUCUUGUACAUGAAACUGUCUGUUUCUGACCAGAUCAAAUGUGUAUUUGCUGAACAGAUGCCUGAAAAAAGAACAAUUAAUCACUGAAUAAAAAUAAAAUAGUUCAUUUCUUG
This is a messenger RNA of Oryzias melastigma (Indian medaka), 1422 nucleotides long. It is a transcript of the gene alad, whose product is annotated as aminolevulinate dehydratase. Gene Ontology annotation, molecular function: porphobilinogen synthase activity; zinc ion binding. Bases 51 to 1142 code for a protein of 363 amino acids. Gene Ontology annotation, cellular component: cytosol. The record is from RefSeq and is a predicted model, not a curated record. NCBI's taxonomy places the organism in Eukaryota, Metazoa, Chordata, Actinopteri, Beloniformes, Adrianichthyidae. The transcript has 12 exons. Gene Ontology annotation, biological process: heme biosynthetic process.